Spodoptera exigua (beet armyworm) is the source of this 2824-nucleotide messenger RNA. The record is from the annotation of a GenBank genome assembly. Lineage: Eukaryota; Metazoa; Arthropoda; Insecta; Lepidoptera; Noctuidae.
CGGGUUUGUUGUUAUUCGUGGUGAUCUUGAAUAAUCUUUUUAAAUGUGGACUAAAACUGAACAUAAUGUGUAAAGUGAUGUGAACACUCUAGAUAUCAAGUUUAUAAGUGCACCUAUGUGAAAAGUCGGUGCAAAAUGGCUUCUAUUACGAUGCAAAGAGACCUUGUUGUUUCGUUCAAGAAAGAGACUAUUUUGAACGUGGGCAUACUCAGUAAGCUGCAGCAAAUGCCUUCAGAUCUUAGCAGAUUGAUAUUCAAGGAGAAUGCUUUGGAGAAACCGACUCAGAGUUUGUUUAAUCACCUAUCAUAUUACCUAGUGUCAAUAAUCGAUAAUCAGGUCUGCAGUACAUUGCCGUGGCCGCUGUACGACACGAAGACUGAGAGAGCGUACAGGAAUGAGCUCUCUAACUUCAUCACUGACUACAGCAACAAAGGUUUACUGUCUCCAGUCAUGUCUUCCUACUUAGUGAACCCUGGAUGCUAUAAAGUGACCAUGCUAAUAUUCCAAAUGUCUCAACUAGCUGUCCAAAAAGUCGUACAAACGAAAAUGAUCAAUGAUUCACAACGAAAACUCUAUGAUAGCAUGACUGACGACUACAAAUCACAGAAAGAAGGUUUUAUUGAGAAUAUUGAUAAAGAAACAAUGUCUAUGUCCAACAAGUUCUCUAAUUAUUUAUGUAAAAGAUCUGCAAUGGAAAAGAUUGCUGAAAUGUUCCGCAAGAAAAUUGUCGAUAUGGAGGAUAAAAUGGCAGAGUUAAAUGCACAGAAAUAUUUAGAUGAUAUUGUUGAUGGAUAUUUGAAAACGCACAAUGUUGAUGAUGAAACAAAAAGAGAAAUAUUGAAAAUAAAGGAUGUUCACAAGCCAGCAAAGUUCUUUGACGAUUGGUUGCUGGAGACAGACAAGGCAAUUAUGCAUUUAGAAGACGAAUGGGAUAUGAAAAUGAAACCGUUUCUUCAAAAAUGUAUAGACACCAGAAACAGUAGUGAAAUGUUAAUAGCGAGGCAAACAGGUGAAGCAGAAAAAAGUUCUUAUACUCUAGAAUAUAAUCCGAAAACUGAUGAUAUAUGUACAAAAGAACUACAAAAUCAAGUGAACAGUGAACAAAGGUAUAUUCUCAAAAACAUCACAAAAGAUGACAAAUUAAGUUUUCCCAACCUAAUCCGCGCUUUCCUUAUUUCAAUAUGUUUUAUAUUGAAGAAUGCGGAGAUUGGUGAUGAGAUAUACAAAUUCAAUCAAUACUUAGACGGCGGGAAAAAGAACUUAGCGGAGAUAGUAUCCGCAAUGCGAGUGCUUGUGGAAAGGGUGAUGACUGCAGAAGCUAGACUUCAGCCAUCAGAAACAUCUUAUGAUCAGUCAAUAUCUCUGAAGGAAUUUUCAGAAAUACCACCAUUACCUGAUCUCUCAGAUUUGAAGAUGGGGAAAGACCUGCAGUCUCAAGUUAUAUUUGACAACUUCACUCCUCUCAACAUAUCUAAACAUCAGUUUAAUUUGCGCAGAAGAGUGCAGUCUUUUGUCAAACCACCGUCUCGUUCAAUGCUCAUUGCCCCAUUCUACCAAGGACCGAAAGACGAUUUCCUAAAAAGCCUAAUAUCAUGCCGAUUUAGUUCCUAUGAUCGCCAAAACACGACACAAAACUUGAAUAUGUCUAUUAUAUCUCAAGUCAAUUACAGAAAUAAUGAAACCAUAGCAGAAUGUUCCUCUGGUUUCACUAAACAACAAAUAAUGAGAUUGCUAUCAACGAAAAAGUCCAGUAGCUCCAAAAAGUUUAAAUACAAGACUGAAAGACCAGACAUUCAAGUAAAGAAAGGAGGUUUAUUCAAUGAGUCAGUAGUGUCUAAUGACAAUGUUUUGUUCAGAAGUCAUUCUUCACCAAAUCUUUUUGAAAAUAGAGAAAAGCGCUCAAAGAUUCCUAUCCCUAGGAAGCUCUCUAUUAUGCAAGAGGAUUGCCCACUUUUAGAAGUUUCUGGAAUCUCAGUGUUGGAGAAAGAUAAUAGUUUUGGCACUCCAGAAGGUGUGCCUCGGUUAGAAAGUACGCGGAAAAUAUUCGACGCAACAAGCUUGCCGGCAAUUACUGUUACUCCUGAACCAGAAAAGGUAAUCUCUGAGAAAGAAGACUCAAAUAAGGUUCAUUUUGCUGAGUUAAAUGUACCAAAAUUGCAGGAGAAUAUUCUGGAAGAAUGUAAGACUGAAACUCCAAAAACUAAUGCACAAUUGAUUAGGAAAACUAGUUCUUUAGAGAAGAUUAUAAAUAGGUUUAAGAAAGUAAGGGCCAGUGUGUUGCCCAUGGACAAAAGUAAUGAAGAAGUGAAUGAAUUCAAGACUAUUGCGGAAGAAAAAGAAAACUUAAAUACAGUCAAUGUAGAUGUAUUCACAGCAAAUAGGGUCUUAUUACCUGAUUUAUUAGGUCCAAGUUGUAGUGUUAUACCACAGAAGUUAACUGAAGAUUAUUUAGAAGAGUUCUGCUUAGAUGAUGAAACUCCUUGCAGAAAACCGCGGGAAAGUCUAGGCACGGCCCUAGGAGUUGACAAUACAUUUUUAGAUCAGUUUGAUUUGAUAGACUAAUGAGUUAUUAGUUGUAAUGAAAAGUCCAGUAUUUUCAAUGUAAUAACAAUAAAGUUAAUUAUACAAUCUAUACUGCAAAUAUAUUAUAACUAUUAAAUAUAGUUAACCUCCUAACUAGCCUAACCUGCCUGAUUAUGUUGCUGCACAAAUGUGUCUUUACAAUUUAUUAUUAAAUUAUAGUCAAAAUCUAAUUCUAGCAAUCAAGGAACUUCUCUAAAGAAAACGAAGUAGGUUACUUCUGACGUUAGCAGUAAAGUUUUUG